Messenger RNA from Trypanosoma conorhini, 5544 nucleotides. RefSeq names its product putative ubiquitin ligase. Lineage: Eukaryota; Euglenozoa; Kinetoplastea; Trypanosomatida; Trypanosomatidae. Gene Ontology annotation, molecular function: ubiquitin protein ligase activity; zinc ion binding. The transcript has a single exon. Bases 1 to 5544 code for a protein of 1847 amino acids. Gene Ontology annotation, biological process: ubiquitin-dependent protein catabolic process via the N-end rule pathway; protein ubiquitination. The record is from RefSeq and is a predicted model, not a curated record. Gene Ontology annotation, cellular component: ubiquitin ligase complex; cytoplasm.
AUGGAGGUGGUGGAGGUUUCGAAGCUGCUGCUCCCGAUGGACCCAGCGAGCUGGGACACGCGGCAGGUGCUGGCGUACGCCAGGCUGCACCGCGUGGAAGGGAUUUUGGAGGAGCAGGUGGUGAGCAAGUCGCUCCGGGAAACGUGGGACUCGCUGGUGUUGCGGGACCUUCAGAACUUUUAUGCCGCGACGGCUGCUGUGCUGCAGCCGGUGUCGCCACACGACGUCCUUGAAGCGCCACCGGCGGAGCUGCUGGUGCGUCGCACCAACCCUGACUGCGCCGCACUGUUUCGCGAACAUCCGGAGAGGCUGCAGGCCGUUGUGGAAGCUGGCCUGGCACAGAUGGACCACGACGCCUUAUGCGCGUGCUACGCGGCAGGCCAGCUGCCGCCGCUGGAGUGGUGGCUGCUGAUGACGAUGGACGAGGCGGCGCGUGCGGGGUUGGUGCACCAAGGUGCACCCCGUGUCUGUGGACGCGCCCUGACGCGGCACGGGGCCAUCGUGACUUGUUCGGAAUGUGCCGUGGACCGAACGUGCGUGUUCUGCGCGGAGUGCUUUCAACAUUCCCCAUGCAGGAACCACAAGCACUCCGUGCGGUACGGUAGCGGGGGCGGGAUUUGUGACUGCGGUGAUCCCCUGGCGUGGAACCCGGCGUCCUUCUGUUCCAGGCACAGGGGCUUCCAGGAGGGCGACGACCCCGCCGCUGCGCUGCAGCCCGCGCAAAAAAGGUGGCUAGAGGUGGUCACGCGUGGGUUACUCCUGUACCAGGCGACGCUGCUGCAGUUUGUAGCCCUGCAUGCCAACGACGCCGCGCUGACGGCGGACAGGGAUGCGGCGCUGCGGUGGUUUGACAGGGCCCUGCGGCGCACGAUGGCGCUGUCGCUGCACCUGGCGAACGUGGGCGAGGGUUCACGACGCCUGAUGUGCCUCGCCUUGAUGGAAAAGACGCCUCUGCCGCGUCCCAUCGCAGGUCAGGUGGGCGGCAGCGGGGCCGCGCAGAGCGUGCGCGUCUCGUGCGUGGAGGAAUUCUUUAUAGCCAACAUUUUUACUCUGGGGUGGAGGGGUUUUAUCAUCUGGGAGAGCUCACUGGUGUGUUUGAUGGCUAUGUGUGUCAGUGACCCGGUGCUUCGCAUCCCGAUUGCGGAGCUGCUGUUGAAGUAUGGGGAGCGGCUCUCCGUGAUGGAGCGGCAACACGUGGAGGAGCUCGUCGUCCAGGUGCUCUCCGUGAAGGACGUCGUGGACUGCCUGCUGUGGAGGACCCCCCACCCGCCGUGGGAGUGCGUCAUUGGCAACGAGACCAUCCUGCACCGCACCCUGUCGGCGCUGCUGUACGUCUGCUCCCACGUUCACCGCAGCCCUGAGCUCCUGCCAGGCGCCACGGAGGUUGUCUAUCAGGCCUGCCACUGGCUUGAACUCGUGCUGGGCGCGUCCGAGAACGCCAAGGUCCUGGUUGCCUCGCGGCAGCUGUUCCGCGCCUGGUGCAAGGCGCUCUGCCUGAUUGGGCUGAGUAGCAAGGUUGCUCGCGAGACGCGGGACACGGGCUCCGCCGAUUACAAUAUUGACAAGGACCACGCCAUGAAGAUGGAGAUGGGUCUGCGGUGUACGUUUAACCUGUUGCGUCACAUGGUGUUUGGCGUCGGGGCCGCGCUGCUCUCCGGCGAGGCGCCCUUUCCUGCGCCGCAGCCGCAACCGUCCUUUCCGCUAGCGUGGGAGCCAUCGCCCGACGCGGCGCUGAGCCAUCGUUAUCACCGGCAGGUGCUCGACGCGCUGGCCCUGCCGCCUGCGUCGCCGCUGCUGCUCGCCGCGAGUGGGGCGGGCGCCGAAGCAGAGGGGCCGUGUCGUGCCUACAUGCGGGAACUUUUUAUGGAGUCCUUGCGGCUCAUUAAUGCAGCCCUGGCGGAAAAACGCGGUGCCUUUACCCCGGCCACGUACGUUCUUACCGGGCGUGACGCGGAACACAUGCUGCCACGCUACGACCUGCUAGACGGGAAGUCGCCCAACCCGACCUCGUUUGUCAUACCGCACCUGCGUUUCUUUGCCGUGCUGGUGCAGGUGUGGACAGGCCUGCUGCAGCAACAGGAACAACUGCGGAGGAGGCAGGAUGCGUGCUUGGCGGGCGGCGCCUGCCCAAGCGCCGGCGAGCCCUUCUCCGCGCUCGUGUCGGAGGUUUUUGCGGCGUCGCAGUCGCGGGCGGACUACUGGAUUGACGAGUGUCUCAUGCCAUUUGUGUUGGUGGGGCAGGUGGAACGGGGGCUUUGGCCCCGCGACGAGUGCGACGUGACGCUGCGCACGCGGUACUACCUGAGCGACUCCGCCCCGGACAUAACCACCGACAUGUACCUGCUGCAUUUGCUCAUGCUGCUGACCCCCUCCGAGGCGCUUGCCACGCAGAUGCUGCAGCGGCAUGCCGUGACGCGGGCCGAUGAGCCCGCGUGGUCGUGGUACCCGCAGUUCCUGCGCCUCAUCCUCACCCUCUGCCUCACGGAGUGGGGCGCCGUCAUCCGCGACGAGGCCGACCUGCGACGCGCCCUGCAACGCGAGGUGGUGCAUUGCGUGGUGCUCUUCAGAAACGUCUCCUUCCACGCGGUGGAGGGCGCCGCGCGGCGCUUCAAGCGCAUGCUUCCCGGCCUGAACCCCGUCACUCUGCUUCCGUCCAUCCUGGGCGAGGUAGCCGUGCCCGAGCAGCGCGGUCAGAUGCAGUUUUUUGUCCUCAAGGACGCCGCGACGUGGCGCGCCAACGUCAGCCUCUACCACCCGCUUGUCAGGGACAACGCGCUGCCGGAGCUGCAGGAGUUGUAUGAGCGGCUGGUGCGACGGGAAAACAUGGCGCGGGCGAGGGAAGGGAAAGAGGGGCCAACCGCAAGCUCCGCCGCCGCAGCUCCGCGAGCGGUGUUUCCGCUGCCAAGCCUGCCGUGGCUGAAGGCGACGCGGCAAGCACAAUCAGGCGACGCGAACGCGGCUUCCGAGGCGGUGCUGCGUCGCCAGUUGUGUUUACUGCUGCAAACGCCCGCGGUGCUCUCGGUGGCGAUCGCGACGGUGCACAUGUACCUCGCCCCUGAGCAGAGGGAGAAGGGGAGGGCGCGGGGGGCGGCCCUGUCUGAGCGGCAGCUCCUCCACGCCAUGUCGCUCCUGCACAUCGCGAUGCAGGCGUGCCGCGUCAUCAGCUCCGGCGACGGCGGUGCCCCGUCGUCGUUGUGCGCCCAGGGCUCGACGCCGGCGGUUGACUGGGAUGCCGUGAAGAUGUUUCAGCAGCAGUUUAUGCCGCCGUCGGGCUACGCGCGGGAUGCGCUGCGGCAGCUCCUCCCCGUGAAGGGGAUCCUGGACGCCGCGACGCUGAAGGAAAAGCUCGAGAUGGAGGUGGCGCCCCAUGGCGCGCGCGGCCUCGCCUCUGAAGAGCCCCCGAAUGGCAGAACAACCAUCUCGGCGCUGCGGCAAAUCUAUGCCAAAUUCAAUGAGUCGGGGAGAGACGUGUACGGCAUUGCGGCGAUGGCGGCGCACAUCUUGCAGGGCGUGGGGGAGUUCUCCCCGCUCUUCUCUGCAGAAGAGGCGGCGGCCGAGCAGCAGGCGCGCGCCGAACAAGAUGAGCAGCGACGCCUUCGGCUGAAGGAAAGGCAGGCGAUGCUGCUGCGAAGGGUCAAGUCGAGCGACGCCAGAAGCUCCGCCAGCAUCGUCGCUGCCCUGGACCAGGGUGCCCCAAGUGGCGCGGCUGCCGCAACCGCUACGGGGGCAGCUGCUAGCAGUGGCGGUACCGUUGCGGAUUUCCUGCGCGAGGCGCGAGCGGUGGCAUCCUCCUCCUCCGCCGCCUCCUCCACCUCCGUCAUGGCCACUGUGCUCCUACGGCUUGCGCAGGCAGAGUGCUGCAUGUGCCGUAGCCUCUCCACUGAGCCGCUGAUGCUGCUCGCCAGCACCUUCACCGCGGACACUCUGUACCGUCUUCGCUUCGAUGCAUCCGAGCGAGACGCACCGAUGGCCCUUAAACUGAAUGGGCAAAUUCAUCUCUGCGGACAUGCAGCACACAAGUCGUGUGUGGCAAGAGUUCUGCGGCGUAUUCAACUUUUUACGGGAGGAAAUUCUACGGUCGUUUUCCCCUCCACGUUCGGUGUAAAGAGUUUUAACUGCCCCCUCUGCUUCAUGGUGUGCACGGCGCUGUGUCCGAUGCCCACGCUGGCAGCCAGUGCGGCGGGGCGGGCGUCCUCCGCGUCGCCGUCCUCGCUGUUUGAAGACGUGCGCGGCGAUACACUGAAGACGACGAAAGAAGCGUCGACGCUACAUCGCCUGCUCGCCCGCGCAGCCGUUGGUGAGCCCUUGUCCUCUUCGUCAGGCGGGAGUGCCCUGGCGAGCCCGAGUAGGCUGCAACAGCUUGACCCAGGUGCGUGGGCGCUUGCGGAGACGCUGCGCACCGCGCGGAAUCAGAUGUGCGUGGCGCUCGAGUGGGUGAAGGCGGGUGGGGAAGUGCAGUACAAUGAGUUGCUGACCUUGCUUUCACUCCUCGUCUCCAUUGACGCAAAACUUCUUGCCGCCAAUGCCGCGAAGCUGACAAGUGAGUUCCAGCGCAAGGGCGAUGCGCUGUGCCUGCUGCUGAUGCAGCUCCUAUAUUGCCCAACAACGGCCGCAGCGUCCCUUGCGCAGUACACCAAGCUGCUCCUUGUUUCAAGUGCGCAUGAUGUAUUUGUCUGCCCCCCCGCAGGAGAGGAGGGCGCGGAGGCAUAUAAUAAGCUUCUCAUCGCCGUGUGGAGGGAACUCGGCUGCCUCACACUGCUCAAGUUGUUUAUCUUGGACCUCUCUCCCGCGGAGGUGGUGCAGUGCGACGGUGACAAGGUGACUUUGACCACCUUGAAACCGGACGCUCUUGCCACCCUGGAGGGACGACGGCGGGCCGUGCUCACCAUGCUGCGCUACCUGCUGCAGCUUCCAUUCGCGACGGAGCAGGAGGGUGAGCUCUGCACCGCGUUGUCGGCGCUUGUGCAACAAGUGCUGGCUGAUGGCGUAAGUGAGCCGCAGACGGCAUGGCUUGGGGGAAUGCCCACACCGCAACUCGUGCAAUGCACACCGCUGCCGGUAACAUACGAUGGCCCGCCAUUGUGGCGGCAAUUUAUUACUUGCCGAGUGUUUCAUUUGACACCCACCUUCGUGGAUUUGAUUCUCAGCAUGAGCUCCACGCAGCCGUGCAGCGUGUGCGGCGAUAGCGAGGCCCAGCGUGUGUGGUGCUCGCUCUGUGGUCGCUCCCUCUGCCUGGGUCCGUCACUGACGCCGCCCGAGCUCUACGACCACGCACGCGACUGCGGCAACGGGGUGGGCAUUUACCUGCACCCGGAGUCGAACGUCUUCCUCGUGCUGCUGACGGUCGAGGAGCGCCUGCUGCACCACCGCGGCCUCUACGCGGACGAAUACGGACAGGCCGGCGUGAACGACUUUCACGGCCGCAACGUCCCCCUCGAUGACGCGGCGGUGAAGGCGUGGCUGUCGCUUUGGAUCCGCUCACGCUGGGGCGUGCAGUCCACCGUUGUGAAGAAGCUGUCGCUGGGGGAAUUGAAAAAAUUGUAG